Molecule: messenger RNA, 423 nt
Organism: Aspergillus sclerotioniger CBS 115572
Lineage: Eukaryota; Fungi; Ascomycota; Eurotiomycetes; Eurotiales; Aspergillaceae
Source: RefSeq, a predicted model, not a curated record
AUGUGGAUUCUCCACGGCAACGUAACUGAACGCGGAGACAUCGGCGGGGGUCCUGGGAAGAGUUCUCUUUUCUUCUUGACAGCCUAUCACCCUGAAAUCGGUUUGUCCGGAGCUAGGGUUCCACGGCUGGCAGAGCCCUGCACCUUUGCAGGGUCCGGUGCGCCCCCGACGAUCCUUGAAAAUCCGCGGGAAGGAAUAGUUUUCACGCCAGGUCGUACUCAUAACCGCAGCAGGUCUCCAAGGAUUGGCUCUAAGGGUCGGGCUCGCUGGGCCUUGGGGGAAACCUCUCGGAGCAGGGGGGCACUAGCCGGGCAACCGGCCGGCGCCCCCCAGCACCGGGGUGGGGACGCCCUUGGCAGGCUUCGGCCGUCCGGCGGGCGCUUAACGACCAACUUAGAACUGGUACGGACAAGGGGAAUCUGA